Molecule: messenger RNA, 1001 nt
Organism: Neopelma chrysocephalum (saffron-crested tyrant-manakin)
Lineage: Eukaryota; Metazoa; Chordata; Aves; Passeriformes; Pipridae
Gene: ALX3
Product: ALX homeobox 3
Biological process (GO): regulation of transcription by RNA polymerase II
Molecular function (GO): RNA polymerase II transcription regulatory region sequence-specific DNA binding; DNA-binding transcription factor activity, RNA polymerase II-specific
Source: RefSeq, a predicted model, not a curated record
AUGGCCCCGUCGGGGACCGCCAGGGCAUCCCCCGACGGGAGCCGGCAAAGGCCGGGCCGGUCCUGCCGAGUGUCGGCGGCCGGAACUGUGUCGCGACAGAGAGCGGGGGGGUCCGGGAUGGUUCCCGUUCUCCAGAAACGAGGGGGGAAGAAGCGGCAGGAGAGACCCGGCCCCGCUGCCGCGACGGCAGGACCGGCCCGGGCGGGGAGCGGCGGGGACGGAGCCCGUUCCCGGGGUGAGAAGGGCUGCAAAGGUGGGUUCCAGAUGCUUCCCGGAGCCUGCCGGGCCCCCCCCAAAGCCCCCGGGGAUUUGGGGUGCCCGCUGGCAGCACCCCUGGGUGCCCUGCGGGACCACGGGGUCCCCGAGCUCCCCGAGCCCCUGGGCAAGAGCAAGAGCAAGAAGCGGAGGAACAGGACGACCUUCAGCACGUUCCAGCUGGAGGAGCUGGAGAAGGUUUUCCAGAAGACACAUUAUCCCGAUGUCUACGCCCGGGAGCAGCUGGCGCUGCGGACAGACCUGACAGAGGCCCGGGUGCAGGUCUGGUUCCAGAACCGUCGGGCCAAGUGGCGGAAACGGGAACGUUACGGGAAAAUCCAGGAGCUGCAGAACAACCUGUGGCCGAGCCCUGCGAGCCCCCCGGGGCUCCUGCCCGCCGAGCCCCUCCCGUCCCCCUGCCUGGCCCCGUAUCCCCCCCCCGCCCACAGCAACGCCUUCGUGGCCCUUCCCGCCUCCCCCGGCGCCCCCCCCGCCAUCAACGGCCUCUAUUCCCUGCACGGGCUGCCCCCCCCGGCCCUGGCCCCACACCCCUUCGAGCCCCCCCCCCAGCACGACUACAAGGCGCCCGCGCUGAUGCCGCUGAGGAUGAAGAGCAAAGAGGGGCCCGGGAACCUGCUGGGCUGGGCCACAUGAUCCCCCCGGGGGGAGGGACACGGACCCCCCACCCCCUCCAGCGCCAGGAUUUGGGAGCAGGGCGGUGGGAUCACCUUCUUCCCCUUCCUGCA